Messenger RNA from Neopsephotus bourkii (Bourke's parrot), 2030 nucleotides. It is a transcript of the gene ATP6AP2, whose product is annotated as ATPase H+ transporting accessory protein 2. The coding region runs from base 58 to 1137 and encodes 359 amino acids. The transcript is spliced from 9 exons. Gene Ontology annotation, biological process: positive regulation of Wnt signaling pathway. Lineage: Eukaryota; Metazoa; Chordata; Aves; Psittaciformes; Psittacidae. Gene Ontology annotation, cellular component: external side of plasma membrane; membrane. Gene Ontology annotation, molecular function: signaling receptor activity. The record is from RefSeq and is a predicted model, not a curated record.
CCCGGCGUCUUCUCAGCGGCGUUUCGUAGCCCGGCGGUGGCCGGCACUGCGGCGGACAUGGGGUGGUGCGGGGGCGUGCUCUGGGCCCUGGAGGUGGCGGUACUGGUCACAUCAGCUUCUCUUGCUGGUGUAAGUGGAGAUGAAUUUAGUGUCUUACGAUUACCUCAGUCGGUUGUUUUUCGAGAUGGAAGUUGGCCCAUUCCUGGCGAGCGGAUCCCAGAUGUAGCUGCGUUGUCCAUGGGCUUUUCUGUUGAAGAGGACCUUUCCUGGCCUGGCCUUGCAGUGGGUGAUCUGUUUCACAGACCACGAGCUACUGUGCUGGUAACUGUGAAGGGAGUGGACAAGCUGGCACUGCCUGUGAAAGGGGUUUCUUACCCUAUUGAGAAUGCCGUUCCUUUCAGUCUUGACAGUGUUGCAAAUGCCAUUCAUACUUUGUUCUCUGAGGAAACUCCUGUGGUCUUGCAGCUGGCCCCCAGUGAGGAAAGGGUGUACAUGGUGGGUAAGGCAAACUCCGUAUUUGAAGAUCUCUCUGUCACGCUGCGCCAACUGCGAAACCGCUUAUUCCAGGACAACUCCAUUCUCGGCUCCCUUCCUCUCAACUCCCUCAGCAGAAAUAAUGAGGUUGACUUGCUUUUUCUGUCAGAACUACAAGUCCUACAUGAUAUUGCAAGCCUGCUGUCUCGACACAAGCACUUAGCCAAAGAUCACUCUCCAGACCUGUAUUCUCUGGAACUGUCUGGUUUGGAAGAGGUUGGAAAACGAUAUGGGGAAGACUCUCAGCAGUUCAAGGAUGCUUCUCAAAUUCUUGUAGACUCUUUGCAAAAGUUUGCAGAUGAGAUGUUUAAUCUGUACAGUGGGAAUGCAGUAGUAGAAGUGGUAGCUGUAAAGGCGUUUAAUUCUCCCAACAUAAGGAAGACUCGCUCAAUUCUCCAGUCUUCACAGAGCGAACCAGACAAUCCAUAUAACCUUGCCUACCCAUAUAACUACAACUACUCUGUAAUCUUCAACAUUAUUUUGUGGAUGAUGAUAGGUCUUGCUUUAGCUGUGAUAGUUAUCUCCUACAACCUCUGGAACAUGGAUCCUGGCUACGACAGCAUUAUUUAUAGGAUGACAAAUCAGAAGAUAAGAAUGGAUUGAACUGCACUCUAUUUCAGUGCAAGGAAAUGAUGAAGAGUAAGGUCUCCUUUAAACUGUCUGGAAAACAUAUUCUGAGAUGGUUACUUGUGGAAUUUUUUAAAGGUGUAUUUAUUUCUAAGUAUUUUUUUUUCCUCUUAAGCUUAUUUUAAAUGUUAGUGUAGCACCAGAUGGGGCUUAGAAAUUGAAAACUGCUUGUUAAAAAACCCCAACAAACCAACAACAAACAAUCCCCAAGGUAAUUGUUAUUAAAGUAACAUCAUUCCAUUUUUUUUAAUCAUAUAACAUGAGUUUUUGAAAUACCCUGUACUGCCUGUGACUGUGUGGAAACCAGAUGAAAUUAUGAUAGCAACAUGUUGUUUGAAACUUUUACACUGGAAGAUUAGAAGUUAUAAUGAAAUUGUUGUGUUGUAUAUUAUGAACCAGUUGUAAAUGUUUGAUGUAAAUAUUUAUAAUGGCUAUAUGUAACUUCAGAGAGGAUAGUAAUUAUUCUUUAGUAAUACACUAAAUAUAGAAAUAUUUCUACAAGACUACAAUCCUAGUGGCACAAAUGGCAUUUUGAUUUCAUGUUGAUGGCUCAGAUGUGAGCUGUAGUCAGAAGGAUCCUUUACCUAGAACUUGAAUGAUUUGGAGGUAAAUAACACUAGUGUGGCUGGACUGUACAGUGAAGAGUCUAUAGAUAUUGAAGUAGCACCAGUCUGAUCAUGGUCUCAUGUCAUGUACAGUUGAAAGUUCCUGUUAUGACGCUUCAUAUUCCUUCCAUUUGUGUUGAUGUUACUAUAAAAAAAUAAUUCUUUUUGAAGAUAAGAGUGGACCAACACUUGAGUGAAAUACACCUGGCUUAUAGUCCUGCUUCAACCAGUCAAUAAAACAAAGAACAGUUGUUCCUGAAUGCA